AUGAUGUUGAGGACACAAGUAAGGCUUAUGCCCAAAAAGCUUUCUCCCAUUACUAAGGGAGCUGCUAGAACCACCACUCUUGCAGCCUACAACAACAGCAACACUACUACUGGAAUCUUUACUGGAUCUGCUACCACUCUUCACUCAAGGUCAAUUUACACUUCAGUUCUUGAAUCUGACAUUAACAUCACUCCCGCAGGUAAAGUCAACGUUUCUGUUGGUCCAGGUGGCCGUUCAUCACGUACUGGAUACACCGUGACUGUAUUUGGUGCUAGUGGAUUCCUUGGUCGUUAUUUGGUCUCCAAGUUGGCACGUCAUGGUACUACAACCAUUGUUCCUUACCGAGACGAUAUGAAAAAGAGAUUCUUGAAAGUUGCCGGAGAUUUGGGUGUUGUCAACUUUGUUGAGAUUGACGCAAGAAACUUACAGAGUAUAGAGGAUUCCGUUGCCCACUCUGAUGUUGUCAUUAAUUGUAUUGGUGUUGAUUACGACACCAAGAAUUUCAGUAUGGCAGAUGUCAAUAUCGCUUUGGCUGAAAGGAUAGCUCGUGCUACUCGUGAUGCUGGUGUGCCACGUUUUGUCCAUGUUAGUUCAUACAAUGCUGAUCCAAAGAGUGACAGUGUCUUUUACGCAACAAAAGGUAUUGGUGAACAAAGAGUUAAGGAAAUCAUUCCCUCAGCAACAAUUGUUCGUCCAGCACAGAUGUUUGGUAGAGAAGACAACUUGUUAAACUAUCUUGGUCCAAACAUUAAGAUGUGGACACCUAACAAGAACCAAAAAGAAAUAUAUCCGGUCUAUGUGCUCGAUGUUGCUCGUGCCUUGGAAAAGAUCACCUAUGAUGACACAACCAUGGGUAAGACUUACGAGUUGUACGGUCCAGAGAAGUUAUCAUACCAUGAAAUUAGAACCAUGAUUCAUGGUAUCACAGAAAACUUUGCCAUGGCAGGUCCUUUCACUUACAACUUUGCCGAUUAUAACUUGCCCCUUCCAAUCGCUAAAGCUAUUGCUCAAUUGCAACAAUUGGUUUGGUGGAAAUUGCCAAACCCUGACCAAAUGCAAAGACACGUCAUUAAUCAAAAGAUUGAUAGUACAGCCGAAACAUUCGAAAGCUUGGGUUUGGGUGCACAACAAGACAGAACCAAAUUGGCCGAUGUUUUGUUUAGUUAUGUGAAGCAAUGGAGACAUCCAUUGAUUGCCCAAAAAGGUGGUCCAAACAAAGAAGAAUUGAGACAACAACAGCACUUUACCGAAUAA
Messenger RNA from Lodderomyces elongisporus, 1254 nucleotides. RefSeq lists its product as uncharacterized. The record is from RefSeq and is a predicted model, not a curated record. The coding region runs from base 1 to 1254 and encodes 417 amino acids. The transcript has a single exon. Gene Ontology annotation, molecular function: protein-containing complex binding. Lineage: Eukaryota; Fungi; Ascomycota; Pichiomycetes; Serinales; Debaryomycetaceae. Gene Ontology annotation, cellular component: mitochondrion.